AUGCUACGAAGAAGCGAAAACUUGGAGACGCAAUCCCGAGGAGCGGGUAUUAGUCGAAUAUUCCCCUUGGGUUUGGCGGUGUUACUGCACAGAAUUCAGGAAUCAGCGCGAUGGAUACUCAACCGGCCCGUCAAGCCCGGGUUCCGUCGGAUAGAAUGGAACUGCGAUUGUGGGAGGCGGCUGUAUGCUGACUUUAAGGAUGAUGAUCCAGCCGCCUUAGAACAUCUCGAAAAAGCCCUGCAGGGGCUGACAUCUUCACCAGACUCGCACGACCGUUCAACAUCGACCAGCGUACCUCAUGCAGAUCGAGGGUCGAGUCGCAAUCAGGACAAGUCAACGUCGCAAGCCUCAUCAAGAUUGAUGCCUUCUCUCGCUUCUGAGGACGCUGGGCCUCCGCGUGCUGCACUCAAUCUCCGCGUAGAUCAAUCUCAAACUGAGGGACUUGCUAGCUCAAAAUACUUAGCCACAUGCGUUUCCACGGGCGGCAUCUACAAGGUUUUGACCGAGAUCGAUGUGUCAAAGAUCAAAUCAGACGCCGAAUUCUUCCUAGCAAUCAAAACCAUCUAUCAGGAUAAUCAAAAAUUAAGGAAACGCUGGAGGAUAUUUUUCAAGCCUAUCACUGUUGAAUUCGUACAGUUUACCGUUUGGAAUCUUCGACAAGGAUACGUUUCAAUAUGUGGCCGACCAGAGUGUAUCCCGCCGGUGCAAGAUGUUGAUUACGAGUUUUCACCAAGACCAAUGGCGCCACUUCCGCCUGUGCCACCGGAAAUAUUCAUACACUACCUCAAACACGACUACCACGACGCUAACCCCAGCAGUUAUGUAUGGGUCCCGCGAUUACCGAAACGGAUCAAUAAGCGCAUCAUCGAUUGCAAUAUUCCUUCCUACGGCUGGGGUGUCUACAUCAGAGAAGGACUAAAUGGUGUUUUACUUUUCUGGAUGAUCAUCAUUAUCUCCUUUUGUAGUGUUUUGUUGUGUAUCUUCUGGUCAUUGUUCAUGGGAGAUGUACAAGGAGGGUCCGGGCUUGGAGCCUUACUUCUUGCGCUACCUCCAAUAAUCAUAGGUGCAAUCAUUUUCAGAAUUGGGGAGAUGAAUUAG
This is a messenger RNA of Westerdykella ornata, 1098 nucleotides long. RefSeq lists its product as uncharacterized. The record is from RefSeq and is a predicted model, not a curated record. Bases 1 to 1098 code for a protein of 365 amino acids. NCBI's taxonomy places the organism in Eukaryota, Fungi, Ascomycota, Dothideomycetes, Pleosporales, Sporormiaceae. The transcript has 3 exons.